UUCCUCUGACUUUUCAGAAAAAGGAGAAAGUGCUUCAUGUCUUGGCGUGAACUCCUUCCCCCUUGGCUGGUGAUCGUAGCAGGACUAACAGGCAUCGUGCUACUUUGUGUCUCCACUAAAGAUGUGCCCGCCACCCCUCUCAGGACCAAGUAUGGCAUUGUUCUGGAUGCUCGCCCAUCCCACACCAUCCUGUUCAUCUACCAGUGGACUGCCAACAAAGCAAACAACACCGGAGUGAUCAGGGAAUGCAGCUCCUGUACUGUGCAAGGUCCUGGAGUCUCCAACUACUCAGAUUCUCCUCAGAAAGUAGGGAAGAGUUUGGAGCCAUGCUUGCACUGGGCCCAGAGAGAGAUCCCGGCAGAGCAGCACAGCCAAACCCCCCUCUACUUGGGAGCAACUGCCAGCAUGAGGCAGCUGAACCUCACCCAUCCCACCCUCUCUGAUGCUCUCCUUGCGGCCCUGACUGUUGCCUUGAGGUCAUCCCCCUUUGACUUUCAGGGGGUGCAAAUCCUGUCCAGCCUGGAUGAGGAAGCAUUCAACUGGGUUACUGUUAAUUACAUCCUGGAAAACUUCAUUAAGUACGACUGGCGAGGACAGUUGGUCCACUCUAGGAAGGAGACAGCAGGAGUCCUGUCCUUCAGCGGAACCUCAGCACAGCUCACUUCCAUGAUGGAAGAAAAGAACCAGGUACCAAAAGGAGGAGUGAUGCUGCAGCUGUAUGGGCAAACAUACACAGUGUACACUCACCAGUGCCCCUGCCAUGGCACAGACCAGCUCCGCAGCAGGCUGCUCUCCAUGCUCAUACAAGAUCAGAGAAAUGUGAAAACUGUAUCUAACCCCUGCUGGCCCCUCACCUACUCCCAGGAAGUGCAAUGGCAUUCAGUGCAUGCUGGGCCCUGUGUUGUCAGUGACGACACAUUGGGCAUCCCCAGCCCUGAAGAUAUGUUCAAUGUCACCGGCUCCAGCAAUUCUACUGCCUGCAGGAGACUUGUGCAAAGUCUGCUCAACUCUUCUUCUUCCUGUAGCUUCUUCAAGCAUUCUCUCAGCAGUGUCUUCAAGCCCCCCUGGACCAGGUUUCUGGUCAUUUCUGAGGCCCUGGACUUCCUGAGAGAGACUGUACCCUCUCCUGAUUUGAGUCAGGCAGUCAACAAGCUUUGUGGGAUGUCUGUCAAAGAGCUAGCGAAGGAAUCCCAGACAAGUCUGGAUACACUUGCUGAUUACUGCGCUGUGUCCACCUUUAUCUUUCAUCUAAGUACAAAGGGAUACACGUCUGACUUUCACAGCUCUGCUCAGACUGAGCUCCAGGAGAAGAUUGGUGACAUAUCAUCUGGCUGGACUCUUGGAUACCUACUGAGUCUGACCAACACCAUCCCCCAGGACAACCCAAGCUUCCUCAAGGGGAUUGAACCAGGAGUCUGGUCUUUGCUCCUCAUCCUCUUUGUUGUGCUACUCACUGGCUCUUUCAUGCGCAUUUCAUACCGAGUGAUGGUCAAGGAAAACAGUUUCAGUAACAGAAACAGCAGUGUUUUUGAUGACAACUGACUGUUAUUCCAGGAGUGGAUGCUCUUAGGAGAGGGCAGUUAACAAGGUACAAAUAAAAAAUACACAGGUGUACCUCGAUGGAAGAUGCAAGGGAUUUUCCUACAAGACUCUAGAGCCUCAGUGCCUUAUUUCAACCUGCUAGCACUUGCACUACAUAGAUACAUAGAUACUGUUGUACAUAAAUACAACAGAUGUUGCUCGGUAGGAAGCCUGAGAUUUCCGGUGGAUGGCAAGCUAUAUGUUCUCCAAAUGAUCAGCUUGCACAAAUCUAAGGCUGCAACUAAGAUUACCAGUGUUCACACAAUGGAACCAUACAUUGAGCAGGCUGUAAAACUGUACUGUAAAGUUAAUAUUCAAUACUCUUACCCAGUCAAGUGAGGUGGUUUCUGGAAAAGGUGCUCUGUCUCUUCUCUGACUACAGAAGAGAAGAUUCCUGCAGUAUCUGCAGGAAUGAAGACUGAAACAGCCUUAAAAUACAGUCAGAAUAUAACAGCUAACUUGCUUCCCUGUUCUAGAGAAAAAAAGCAAAUUUUUUUUUCCUGCUACUGCUGAUCUGUUUUUCUAUCUUAGCAACAGGAUGCAUGCCAGUCUCCCCUCCAGGGAAUGCUGCUACUGCAUGACAAUCCUUCAAAAGCAAUGGUCCUUGUCUGGUGGUAAUGUUACUGUUAUCAGUGUUACAGUAGCAUGCAGAGGCCUUGGUAGAGAUCAACACCUUCCUGUGGCAGCAACUCUGAAAGUAUGUAUUAAGAGAAUCUCUGUUCCACAACUGCAGAAAAUGUACAAAGUACCAAAGCAGAAACAAAAAGCACAGACAUGCAAAUGAGUUCCUGCCUCUCAACUAAGCCAUGGUAACUCAAGAUUACGCUUGUCAAUUUAAACUCUUUCAUCGGGGAUUAAAUUAAUGCAUUUUAUCUCACAUUUGCUAAAUCUGGGGACAUGCCUGGCUGAGGUUCACCAGUUCAUUUACUUCACUAAACUCUGGAAGGUGAUGUAUUUCACCUAAUACUGCCCUUUAGAGAAGAGCAGACCCAAGAACAGAGGGUGAAUUUCCCAGUUGUUAGUCCAAUGACUUCUGUGUUUGUUAGACUGUGACCAAAGUUACCUUAUAAUCCAAUACGCAGGAUUCCUCUGGGACUUAGCAGUCAUUCUACCUCCUCUGGUCUGCUCUGCUCAUCUAACACAUGAGGUGCAGUACAAGUUCCCAGUGUUACUGUGAAGAAAAAGUACAGAUUCAGACAAAUACUUUUACUAAAGCAUUUAGAGUUCAUUUCUGAGAUAGUUUCAGUGACUUAAACAUAUAAGCUCUGUUAAAAGCCGAAGGGAUGACAGCCUCCAACUCAUUUCAUACUACUUUAACCAUGUUUUAUUGCUUAUAGAUGCAGUGCUGUGCUUUGUAGGAUCUUUAAAGUUACCAUGGUGCCCAAAUCCAUUCAAAUAUGGUUCUUAUUCCUUUGUGCUCCUAACUCACAUACAGGAAUUCCCACUCAUAAUAUUGGUGGGUAUACUCAUAAAUUUUCAAGCCCUUUAAUGAAGAUUUGAAACUUGUCAGUCAAGUUUGGAGGAGUACAGAAGCAGAUUUAAACAAGCUUCAUAUUAAUUUGAGUUGCACAUUAGACAUUUUUAAUUAUGUCAUGUUAUUAAAGAUAUUUUAAUAGCC
Molecule: messenger RNA, 3199 nt
Organism: Rhea pennata
Lineage: Eukaryota; Metazoa; Chordata; Aves; Rheiformes; Rheidae
Product: ectonucleoside triphosphate diphosphohydrolase 2-like
Exons: 9
Coding region: 37-1542 (501 amino acids)
Cellular component (GO): plasma membrane
Molecular function (GO): hydrolase activity
Source: RefSeq, a predicted model, not a curated record